Coregonus clupeaformis (lake whitefish) is the source of this 7008-nucleotide messenger RNA. Its product is annotated as 1-phosphatidylinositol 4,5-bisphosphate phosphodiesterase gamma-1. NCBI's taxonomy places the organism in Eukaryota, Metazoa, Chordata, Actinopteri, Salmoniformes, Salmonidae. The record is from RefSeq and is a predicted model, not a curated record. The transcript has 33 exons. The coding region runs from base 1345 to 5322 and encodes 1325 amino acids. Gene Ontology annotation, biological process: positive regulation of epithelial cell migration; phospholipid catabolic process; phosphatidylinositol-mediated signaling. Gene Ontology annotation, molecular function: calcium ion binding; protein binding; phosphatidylinositol-4,5-bisphosphate phospholipase C activity.
UCUAUAGGCUACAGCCCAAGUAGAAGGAAAAAAAUCUAACUAAAAGCUUUUCCGGUCUGCUAGCCUUAAUUUCCUCUCAAGACGUCUCGCGCUCGCGCAGAGAGGAGAGAAGGACGCACACAGGCAGACUGACAGACCCACGGUUGGAGUUAUGCACCGGCGGUCACCGAGAAGACUAAUCUUCACUCUUAUCUUGUACCGAAGGAGAGGGUUUCUUUAGGAGGGCCAUGAACCGCUGAGCAGUGCUUGUCUGCGGCCUGUGCCGGGAAAUGUGUCUGCCGUGGGUGUGAGGAAGAGCGGAAUGGUCUGCCUGGACGGAACGCACUGGUCUCGCACGGCCGCUCCGGACUCCGGUAUCCACGCGCUCCCGACUGCGCCAACCGAGCGCCUCUCGGUCCCUAGCGGUGUGAUUUGUUUCACAGACCUCCUCAAAAACAUUGAGCAGCCCAAUUGUAUUUUAUCGGUUACAUAACUGAAACUGAAUGCAUGUGUCGCUCCCGUAACCCGGACUGAUUCUCAGGCGGGGAGGUAGAGGUGUGUGUGGCACUGUGUCUGUGUGUGUGUGCGCGCCUGUGCUGGAGCCAGGGGCAUGGCUGUCUGUCUGUAACCGACCUACCCGCCGAGUGGACCGGACCGGACUGGACUGGUUGUACUAGUGCAUUAAUUAACCACGGGCCAGCCCAACGUUAACCCUGGGUGGAAACCCGAGUCCAACGGGCAAUGAGGGGAACAGCUUUGCCUCUCUCUUUUUUUCUCUCUCCGGCCCCGGGUCUGAUCUUUUUGGGUUUCUGCCAGAAGCAUCUGGAAAGGAUAACACGGGGAUCCAUUCACUCCACCAGAAAGAAGACUGGAGAAUAAAUCACAUCCUGGAUGGAGGAGCAUCCCAACUUCUGGAAAUGAUGGAUACAGUUGUCUCUGAUUCCAGCGUCAUGCUCAUGGGAUAGCCUUCUGUUCAUUUUAGAGGUGGAAAUUAUUGGAUGGAAAACUGGGUUUUAUUCUUUAUAAUAAUAACCUACAACUGGAAGUGUUUGUUGUUAAGUUAUUACACUGUUAUUAAUGACUUCCAUUGUUGUUUAGUUAUUACUGUUAUUAAUGACUUCCAUUGUGCCAUUGGAUAGGCAAUGACCUAUAUACCCCUGGCCAUCAAUGCAUGUAACUAAGGAUAACUGGGUAACUGUGGCCCUUACCCUCCAUCGAUUUUAGACCGAGUUGAAGGAAUACAACCUAACUUUGAAACCACAACAAGUUUAAAUCACUAAGCAUCUGUGACAUGUCCUUGUAUCCAGGCAAAGGAAUGUAACUGUAACUUCAAAACAAUACAUUGAAACAACACAUGCAGUGAAGAUGUGUGCUGCCAGGUUUAGUAGCAGCAAUAGUGUCAAUGGCUGUGGGGGGGUUGGGGACCGGGAUGAGACCACCACUAAUGGCCCCGGUACAGGCCCGGGCACCGCAUCCCGCAUGCUGGACUGGUCCGAGGCGGGCACCCGCAUUCUCCACAGCCUGGAGAUUGGAACGGUCAUGACUGUGUUCUACCAGAAGAAGUCCCAACGACCGGAGAGGAGGACCUUCCAGAUACGACAGGACACUAGACAGAUAGUGUGGAGCCGCAACCCUGACAAGAUAGAGGGAGAGAUUGACAUCAGGGAGAUCAGAGAGCUGCGGUUGGGUAAAGGCUCCCGGGACUUUGAGCGUUAUCCAGAGGAGGCUCGUAAAUUAGACUCCACCCACUGCUUCAUCGUGCUCUACGGACUGGAGUUCCGUCUCAAAACACUCAGCGUGGCUGCCUUUAGUGAGGAGGAGGUCAAUAUGUGGAUCACUGGACUCAACUGGCUGAUGAUGGAUACUCAGAGAGCCUCAGCACCACAACAGAUAGACAGGUGGCUGAGGAGACAGUUUGAGGUGAUGGACAGGAAUCGGGAGGGAAGUAUCACAGUAAAGGAUGUGAAGGCCCUGUUACCUCAGAUCAACUACAGAGUCCCCAACAUGCGCUUCCUCAAAGACAAGCUACAGGAAGUGGAAGCCAGGUGUGAUCUCUCCUUCCCUCACUUUUCUCAGCUCUACAGAACAUUGAUGUUCGACGCACAGAGGAGUAUCAUUGAGCAGCUGGAGCUCUCCUUCCCCCUCCGGAACGUGGACAGACCAGAGCUGUGUCAGAUCUCUUUGUACGACUUCCAGAAGUUUCUACAGCUGGAUCAGAAGGAGUCAUGGGCGUCGGACAUGAGCCGCGUCAGAGAGUUCCUAAUGGGCUACCUGAGGGGUGGAGCACAGACCGAACCUAUGCUACAGCUAGAUGAGUUCCUGACGUUCCUGUACUCCAAGGAGAACUCAUUGUGUGACCCUCGACCUGCUGCUGUUGUCUCUGACGACAUGAAGAGACCCCUGUCUCAGUACUGGAUCUCCUCAUCACACAACACGUAUCUGACAGGUGAUCAGUUCUCCAGUGAGUCAUCUCUAGAGGCCUACGCUCGCUGCCUAAGGAUGGGCUGUCGCUGCAUAGAACUUGAUUGCUGGGAUGGGCCCGAUGACCUGCCAAUCAUCUACCAUGGCCACACCCUCACCUCCAAGAUCAAAUUCCUGGACGUGCUGCACACCAUCAAAGAGCAUGCCUUUGUCACGUCAGAGUACCCAGUGAUCCUGUCCAUAGAGGACCACUGUAGUGUGGUCCAACAAAGGAACAUGGCUACUCACUUUAAGAAGGUGUUUGGGGAUCUGCUGCUGACCAAACCAGUGGAUCUGAAUGCAGAUGAGCUGCCAUCGCCCUACCAGCUACGCAGGAAGAUACUCAUCAAGCAUAAGAAACUAGUGGAGGGCACUCUGUAUGAAGAGGUGACGUCAGCCAGCUACUCUGAGAGUGACAUCAGUAACUCCCUCAGGAAUGGCAUUCUCUACCUGGAAGACCCCAUAGACCACACGUGGACUCCCCACUACUUUGUUCUGAGCAGUAAUAAGAUCUACUACUCAGAGGAGACCUCUCACUACCAGACUGCCGAGGAAGAGGAGGAGGAGGAGAUGGAAGAGGAGGGGGGGAAAGAGGAGUGUAACAACAAUGAGCAACACUGUGCGGAGCGCUGGUUCCAUGGGAAGCUGGGAGGGGGGCGGGAUGGGAGGCAGGUUGCCGAGAAACUGCUGCAGGAGUACUGUGAGGGCGGGGGCAAGGAUGGGACCUUCCUGGUUCGAGAGAGUGAGACCUUCGUAGGAGACUACACUCUCUCCUUCUGGCGAUCUGGGCGUGUGCAGCACUGUAGGAUCCACUCCCGCCAGGAGUCUGGCUCCACCCGCUACUACCUGACUGACAACUUGGUGUUUGACAGCCUGUAUAGACUCAUCUGCCACUACAGAGACACUCCCCUACGCUGCAACGAGUUUGAGAUGAGGCUGGGCAGCCCUGUACCACAGCCCAAUGCACACGAGAGCAGAGAGUGGUUCCACUCCAGUCUGUCUCGUGUCCAGGCUGAACACAUGUUGAUGAGGGUACCCAGAGACGGAGCCUACCUGCUCCGCAAACGCAGCGACAUCAACUCCUAUGCUAUCUCCUUCAGGGCGGAGGGUAAGAUCAAACACUGUCGUAUCCAGCAGGAGGGACGAAUGUUCAUGUUGGGUAGCUCAGCAGAGUUUGAGAGUCUGGUUGACCUGGUCAGCUACUAUGAGAAACACCCCCUGUACCGCAAGAUGAGGCUGCGCUACCCCAUCAACGAAGACACACUGGACCGCAUGGGCACCACGGAGCUAGACUAUGGAGCGUUGUAUGAAGUCAGGACCCCACAUUUCUACGUCGAGGCCAACAAGAUGCCCACGGCUCGGUGUACGGUCAAGGCCCUGUAUGACUACAGAGCCCAGAGGGAAGACGAGCUGUGUUUCCCCAAACAGGCCCUCAUCCUAAGUGUGGACAAGCAGGAAGGAGGCUGGUGGCGAGGUGAUUACGGAGGGAAGAAGCAGCUGUGGUUUCCUGCCAACUACGUAGAAGAAGUCCCCAACUCACCCGCCCGCGAGACAGGAGAUGAGGCAUCUACAGAGAACAGUCCACUAGGAACAUUCCUCAAGGGCUUCAUUGAUGUGCCCACCUGCCACGUAGUGGUUCAGAAGGAUGGGAAGAGUUCCAGGCCAUAUGUGUUCACCAUCCACUCCCAGCAGAUGUCAAUUCACCCUGGCCAGGCGCUGGACAUUGCUUCAGACACCCUGGAGGACCUGACCGGUUGGGUGGGGAAGAUCAGAGAGGCCACACAGAACGCAGACGCACGGAUGCAGGAAGAGAAGCAGAUGGAGAGGAGGAAGAAGAUCGCUCUGGAGCUCUCUGAGUUGGUGGUCUACUGUAGACCUGUCCCCUUCAACGAAGAGAAGAUCGGGACAGAGCGGACAUGUUUCCGGGAUAUGUCAUCAUUCCCUGAGACCAAGGCAGAGAAGUUUGCCACGCGUGCAAGAGGGAAACGCUUCCUGCAGUAUAACCGCCGCCAGCUCUCCCGGGUCUACCCCCGAGGACAGAGACUAGACUCCUCUAACUACGACCCUUUACCCAUGUGGCUCUGUGGAUCCCAGCUGGUCGCUCUCAACUUCCAGACACCUGACAAGCCCAUGCAGUUGAACCAGGCUCUGUUCAUGCUGGGUGGGGGGAGUGGCUUCGUGCCCCAGCCUGACAUCAUGAGGGAUGACACCUUUGACCCCUUCGACAAGGACACCCUCCGCCUGGAGCCAAUCACCAUCCAGCUACAGGUACUGGGAGCUCGUCACCUCCCUAAGAAUGGCCGCAGUAUAGUGUGUCCCUUUGUAGAGGUUGAGGUGUGUGGGGCCGACUACGACUGCAGCAAGAGCAAGACCGACGUUGUGGCUGACAAUGGGUUGAACCCAGUGUGGGUUCAGAGGCAGUUUGUGUUUGACGUCCAUAACCCGUCCUUCUCCUUUCUGCGCUUCUUGGUCUAUGAGGAGGACAUGUUCUCUGACCCCAACUUCCUGGCUCAGGCCAUCUACCCUGUCCGCUCACUAAGAACAGGCUACAGGAGUGUUCCACUGAAGAACAGUUACAGUGAAGAGUUGGAGCUGGCUUCUCUGCUGGUUCACAUUGAGAUUGUCAACGCCAAGGAGGAAGAUGAUGAGAACCUGUACUCGUCCAUCCAAAGGCUGAGAGACCGCACCAGUGAGCUGUCCAAUCAGGUGUCAGUUCUGGAGAGAGCGGGGUCAGGAGGUGACCACAGCUACCAGCAGAGUCUGGAGGAGCUGAGAGCAGCACAAGAUCAGCUCAGUGAGCUAGUGGAGACACGCAACCACAGGCUGAUUGAGAAGAAGAAGAGGGAGAAGCUGAGGCAGCAGGUGGGGGCUAAGCGCAACUAAAAUGCCCAUCUGACCAGUCUUGAGUUAGUUAUAAAAAUCUUUGGACUGGGCAGUACAGGACCACCAACCAACCAGUUCCCCUCCAUUGCUGCACAUGAUGAUCUUACACCCAUGGAAAGACUAUUCAAUCUACCAAUAACUGGAUUAACCGUGCUAUAAGCUACACAAAGAUGCACAGUGUGGUGGAUAAAAAGAGACAAAAAGCAACACUCAAAUCAUGUCAUCUCAUGGAACAAAAACAUUUAGAAGUCUAACCUUGAAUGAGAAAACAGUUAAGGACUUUUUGUAAAAAAAAAAAAAAAGGGUUAUAAAAUAAUUCAGUGUUGUUCUGAACAGUGAUGUCAGAUAAAGCAACUGGACUGAACUGAGAAUAGCGGUGCUCUGAUCUAUAAGGGAAAUACACAGAGGUUGUCUCCCAAAUGGCACCCUAUUCCCUAUAUAGUGCACUACUUUUGACCAGUGCCCAUAGGGGUGUGGUCAAAAGUAGUGCACUACUGUAUAUAGGGAAUAAAGUGCCAUUUGGGCCAUGCCCAGAGUAGGAGCACAGGAAGCAUAAAGGGAAUAACAAGAAUCUGUUUGUUGUGCCUUGAUAUGAGAUACAAAUGGUGCAUCCCAAUUGGCACCCUAUUCACCAUAGGGCUCUGGUCAAAAGCAGUGCACCAAAUAGGGAAUAGGGAUUGCCAUUUGGGAUGCGCCCAUAGCCUCUUCUAAGAGAGUAAGGUAGUGUGUCAGAGAGUCAACCGUUAGUAUAGGUCUAACCCUGACUCAAAAUCUCUCCAUGCUAGAACUGGUCUCACAACUGAAAACUGGAAUAAUAUUAUUUUAUUGGCCACAGAGGAGCUAUGGGAGCGAGAAUCUACUAUUUUGGCCAUGGCACAAAAAGGCUAAAGAGAGAAAAUGGGAACCACUACUCAUGGACUGGCUUUUAAAGGGCUUUUAAAUGGGAACAGGACCAAGUCUAUUCAUCAAAGACUAAAGUCUACUUCUCCUCUCCUGGGGCAGCAGACUGACUAACAGCAGGGACUGGAGUCUAAUGCCCUCUAGUGGUGGGGAUUUGGUAUUGUUUCCAAAAAUAGACCCCUCUUCUUUUACCUGGGAGAGCACAAACAGGACUUUUAUUACUGUGUUCAAUAGAGACUUACUAACACUGCAUAUCAUAUUGUCAUGUAUUACUUAAAGGGCUUUUCAGUAUACUAUAAUACACUAUAAUAUACUAUAAUAUAAUAUACUACCUUUUAAGGAGCAAGAGGAGAAGCAGAGCAGGGGAGAGAGAGAGGGGGAGAGAGAGAGAGAGAGUACCAGAAAGAUAAGUGAUCUCUCACCACAGGACUCUGUCUGUCUUGGACCUAUAUGUGUGCUUCAGGUAUGUGUUUACCUGGCUAUGCUGAUUGGAUCAGAGAAACAUGGGGUGCGUCCCAAAUGGCACCCUAUUCUCUAUAUAGUGCACACCUUUUGACCAUAGCCUAAUCAAAAGUAGUGCUAGGGAAUAGGGUGCCAUUUGGGAUGCAACCAUGGCAAACAAGGGCUAUCUAUAACUGCGAGGAACUACUAAUAAACCUCUUUUACCUUACUGCAACUUGUCACAUUUACAGAUCCUACCCACCAAGUUGUUCUUAAAGGAAAAAUCCACUCAAAAACUAUACUGAAAAAAAAAUAAAAGCAACAUGCAACAAUUUCAAAGAUUUU